CGGAGCGAGCCGAAGGGGGUGGUCGGGGUACGGGGGAGUGAAGUGAAGUGGGCACGAAGUCGGGUUCACGGGUUCAGGGACAGGAGGUAAUUGCGGAGGAGGGAGAAAUGCACGAGACGUUCCAUUUGCUCCCCGAGCCAAGCCUCCCAGAUGUUUGGAACUGUCCCCGGAGUUGUAUCCCUCUACUACCUUCUCUGCCUCCUUCCUUCUGAACGACGCUGAAACCUCAGUCAUGGAAAAGUACCACGUGUUGGAGAUGAUUGGAGAAGGCUCUUUUGGAAGGGUGUACAAGGGUCGAAGAAAAUACAGUGCUCAGGUGGUAGCCUUGAAAUUUAUUCCAAAAUUGGGGCGCUCAGAGAAGGAGCUGAGGAACCUGCAACGAGAGAUCGAAAUCAUGCGGGGUCUGCGGCACCCCAACAUUGUACACAUGCUCGACAGCUUCGAGACGGACAAAGAGGUGGUGGUGGUGACAGACUAUGCUGAGGGCGAACUCUUUCAGAUCCUGGAGGAUGAUGGGAAACUUCCUGAAGAACAGGUCCAGGCCAUCGCUGCCCAGUUGGUAUCAGCCCUGUACUAUCUGCAUUCCCACCGCAUUCUCCACCGAGACAUGAAGCCCCAGAACAUCCUUCUUGCCAAGGGAGGCGACAUCAAGCUCUGUGACUUUGGAUUCGCCCGUGCUAUGAGCACCAACACCAUGGUGCUGACCUCCAUCAAAGGCACCCCACUCUAUAUGUCUCCAGAGCUGGUGGAGGAACGGCCAUAUGACCACACCGCAGACCUCUGGUCCGUGGGCUGCAUACUCUAUGAACUGGCUGUCGGCACCCCUCCCUUCUACACCACCAGCAUCUUCCAGCUGGUCAGCCUCAUCCUCAGAGACCCUGUGCGCUGGCCCUCCACCAUUAGUCCCUGCUUCAAGAACUUUCUGCAGGGACUACUCACCAAAGACCCCCGGCAGCGCCUGUCCUGGCCAGACCUCUUACAUCACCCCUUUAUUGCUGGCCGUGUAACCAUAAUAACCGAGCCGGGAGGCCCUGACUCGGGUACCCCAUUCACCAGUCGCCUGCCUCAGGAACUUCAGGUUCUGAAGGACCAGCAGGCCCACCAGCUGGCCCCUAAGGGCAGUCGGGCUCACAUCUUGCAGAAAGCCUGUAAGCGCAUGGCUGAGGAAGCCAGGCAGAAACGUCAGAACACAGGGAUCACCCCUGAGCAAGAGGACAGGAGCAGCAAGGUGGCUUCCAGCACAGCCCCUCCACCCAGACUCAGGGCCACACCUCAAGAACCAGACCUCUUAUCUAGCACCUUGGUCUCAGAAGCAAAAGGCAGCUGGGUUGAAUCGGGGGCUAGAGAGGCCCCCCCUGCACCUGGGCUAAACCACACACCCCAGGAUGGUGAAGGAGCAUUUCCUGAGCUGAGGCCUGAGGGAGUGGGCCAGAAGAGCAUCGAAGCCGUGGACCUAGAGAAUGAGGAGCCAGAUAGUGAUGAUGAGUGGCAGAACCUUCUGGAGACUUCAGACCCCACACUGGUCCAGCUAAAGGCCCCUCUCACCCUACUUUGCAAUCCUGACUUCUGCCAGCGCAUCCAGAGUCAGCUGCAGGAGACUGGAACACAGAUCCUGAAGGGCGUGCUGGAGGGCGCCUCCCGUAUCCUCCCUGCGCUCCGGGUCCUGAGCAGUCUUCUGUCUGCCUGCGGUGAUUCUGUCCUCUUGUAUCCUUUCUGCCGUGAGGCUGGGCUGCCUGGGCUGCCUCUCAGCCUCCUCAAGCACAGCCAGGAGCACAGCGCCAUCCAGCAGCAAUGUUGGUAUGGCACCUUCCUACGGGACCUGAUCUCUGUGAUUCAAGCCUACUUUGCCUGUACCUUCAAUCUGGAGAGGAACCACACAGGUGACAGCCUACAGGUAUUUCAAGAAGCCUCCAACCUCUUUCUGGACCUGUUGGGCAAACUUCUGGCCCAACCAGAUGACUCUGAGCAGAUCUUGCGACGGGACAGCCUUAUGUGCUUCACUGUUCUGUGUGAGACCGUGGAUGGCAACAGCCGAGCCAUCUCCAGAGCCUUCUACUCUAGCCUGUUGACCACACAGUGUGCUGUGCUGGAUGGGCUCCUUCACGGCUUGACGCUUCCCCAGCUCCCUUUCCACACCCCUCCAGGAGCCCCCCAAGUGAGCCAGCCACUGCGGGAGCAAAGUGAGGAUCUCCCUGGAGCCAUUUCCUCUGCCCUGGCAGCCGUGUGCACGGCCCACGUAGGGCUGCCUGCUUGCUUGGAAGCCAAGGAGCAGGUCACUCGGCACGUGGCAGAUCAGCUCACAGAACACAGCAGCCAGCUGAGGCAGGCCUUCAUCUCGGGCUUACAGCACCCCGUCCUGUAUCUGCACCUCCUCAAGGUUCUCUACUCCUGCUGCCACAUCAGUGACCACCUUUGCCAUCUUCUGGGACAAGAGCCCACUGCCAUGGAGUCCCUGUUGAUGUUCAUUCAAGGCAAGUUUCUUUUUCAGAUAAAAGUAGUGGAUUGGGAAGAAUCCACUGAGGUGACACUCCACCUCCUCUCCCUUCUUGUCCUUCGGCUCCAAGAUCUGCCUUCUGGAAUGGAGAAGCUAGGUGGUGAGAUUGCUACCCUCUUUACCCAUUCCCACGUCGUCUCUCUUGUGAAUGCUGCAGCCUGUCUGCUGGGACAGCUUGGCCAUCGAGGGGUGACAUUCGACCUCCGGCCUACAGAGUGGAUGGCUGCGACCAUGCAUGCCCUAUCUGCCCCUGCAGAGGUCCGUCUGACUCCACCUGGAGGCUGUGGCUUCUACGAUGGCCUCCUUAUCCUCCUGCUGCAGCUCCUCACCAAAGAACAGCAGGGCCAAGGCAGCCUGAUAAGGGACGUGGUUAGUUCUGAAAUGUGGACCAUUCUGUGGCACCGAUUCUCCUUGGCGCUUCGUCUCCAUGAGGAGGUGUCCACACAGGCGGAGGGACCACCUGUCCAAGCUCCCCACAGCCCAGAGCCAGACUGGAUGCUUAUCUCACCUCAAGGCAUGGCAGCCCUGCUGAGCCUGGCUGUGGUCACCUUCACCCAGGAGCCCCAGUUGUGUCUGAACCACCUGUGUCAGCGUGGAAGUCUCCUCAUGGCCAACCUGAAGCGUCUUCUGGCCCCCGGCUUCCUGCAGCAGCUGGGCCGGGCGCCUCAUGGGUUGGAGGUGUUUCCCGUGGUGGUACUCUCUGUCUGCCAACUCCUCUGCUUCCCCUUUGCCCUGGAUGUGGAUGCUGAAGUCCUUAUACGGGUCCUAGCUGAGCUCACGGACUCUGAAGUCUCAGGCCACCUGCUGCAGGCCUGCUGCCACCACCUUCCGUUGCCGCAAGCAGAGCUGCCCAUCAGUCUCCUCACACGCCUGGCCCUGUCAGACUCGACCUCUCUCACUCAGUUUGUGAACACCGUGGCUGCCUCCCCAAAAAACAUCAUUUCAUUCCUCUCUGUUGCUCUGCUGAGUGACCAGCCGCUGCUGACCUCUGACGUCCUCUCCCUGCUGGCCCACGUGGCACGGGUACUGUCGCCCAGCCACCUGACCUUUAUCCAGGAGCUCCUGGCUGGCACCGAUGAAUCCUAUCGGCCCCUGCGCAGCCUCCUGGGGCAUCCGGAUAAUUGUGUGCGAGCCCGCAUGUACGGGCUCCUGGGACACCUGCUCCAACACAGUGUAGCCCUGCGAGGGGCGCUGCAGAGCCAGGCCAGCCUGCUCAGCCUCCUGCUGCUGGGGCUUGGGGACAAGGACCCUGCUGUGCGGCGUAGCGCCAGCUUCGCUGUGGGCAAUGCAACCUACCAGGCUGGUCCCCUGGGACCUGCCCUGGCGGCUGCGGUGCCCAGCAUGACCCAGCUGCUUGGGGAUCCUCAGGCUGGCACCCGACGCAAUGCUGUGACCGCUCUGGGCAACCUGGGGCCUGAGGGGCUGGGAGAACAGUUGAUACAGUGCCAGGUGCCCCAGAGGCUGCUCGAGAUGGCAUGCGGAGACCCCCAGCUUAACGUGAAGGAGGCCGCCCUCAUUGCUCUCCGGAGCCUCCGGCAGGAGCCCUGCAUCCAUCAGGUGCUGGUGUCCCUGGGUGCCAGCGAGAAGCUCUCCUUGCUUUCUCUGGGGAAUCAGUUACCACCACACAGCAGCCCCAGGCCUGCGUCUGCCAAACACUGCAGGAAGCUUAUCCGCCUCCUGAGGCCACCCCCCAGCACGUGAGCCUGUUACGGCCCCACCUCCAGCCACCAUUGUCAUCCAGCCAUCAUUGUCCUAUUAUUGCCAAGUCUUCCUUUUUCUACCACACAACUCACCCAUGAGCUAACAAGACUGAAAAAGAGAGAGAAACUGCCAACUCAACUGAUUGGAGAGCGAGAAGCCAGAAGGGAUUUAUGUCUAAAGCACCUUCCCUCCCCCCAGAUCCAGGAUGCUAUCAGCCAGUAAACUUCAUUCUUGUUGGUGCCAGAGAAGAUUCCUUCCUUCUCGACAUCCAGGGGCCUGCUCCCCAAUAAUGUGCCUUUAACGCCAGGAGCUGUGCUUCCUGAACCUUAGGGAAACACCUUCCUGAAUGCUCGCUUCCUUCUGGAAGCUCCUACAGUCCUCCCAGCAGGCUUUUGCUCUAGGUGCCCUAAGCGCCAGGCACUGGUGAAGACAGAGGCUGUGUUAACUCUCACCAGUGGGCAGAACCACCACUAGUCCUGGUUGUGGAGGGUUCCCUGGCUCAGAGCCCUCAUCCCCACCCAUGGCUGCGGGGUGGGGAGUGUAGCUGUCUUUUGCAGUUUGUUUGUAAACCAUUUUAAUAAAAUGUGAGCCUUGCCUUACAUGGUCAGGGCUUGGGAGCAGCUCUUU
Molecule: messenger RNA, 4822 nt
Organism: Erinaceus europaeus (western European hedgehog)
Lineage: Eukaryota; Metazoa; Chordata; Mammalia; Eulipotyphla; Erinaceidae
Gene: STK36
Product: serine/threonine kinase 36
Exons: 27
Coding region: 233-4195 (1320 amino acids)
Biological process (GO): protein phosphorylation
Cellular component (GO): cytoplasm
Molecular function (GO): ATP binding; protein kinase activity
Source: RefSeq, a predicted model, not a curated record